GUUCAGUAGAGCGGGAAGGAAGAGGCUGCUUGACAGGAGUUUAACAGCGGAGUUAUGGAGGAGGCUGGAGGCAGCGGAGGCUCAGACCGGCGCUCGCGAGGUCGCCGCUCUUCCGCCGGGCCUCGCUACAGCCGGGCUGGGCGAUCUUCGUUUGGGCAGAAUCGCGGUGGGGACGACGGGGCUGAAAGAAACGGCGAGGAAGAAGCGGGCGCGGGGGAAGGCGACAGGGACGAUGGAGACGAGACCACCCGGCGGCGGCUGCUCCGUCAGCAGUACCGGGAGCUGAUCACCGUCGUUCAGAAGAAUCGUGAGAUGAUGCUGAGUACUAGAAAUGAUAAACUGACAGAAGCUCUAGAAGAUGCUAACAAACUGUUCAUUGGAGUGUCUCGGGCCAGGGAGGCUGCUCUGGAUGCUCAGUUCCUAGUUUUGGCGUCAAAUCUAGGAAAGGAAAAAGCAAGCCAGUUACACUCAGACAUGACUGUAUUUGAUCCAUCUGCUUUUGCUGAAGAUUUAUUAUCAUUUAUGGGUUUAAAUCGUCUAGAAGGGGAUGAAAGUGAUAGUGACAAUGAACAGCUUGCCAGUGGAUUUUUGCCUAGCAAUGCUUGGCAUAAACUUGGUGAAGAAGCUAAAAAGUACUUUCGAAGAACACCUACUUUCCACUUCAUGUUGGGAACUUUUACUGCUGAUCCUCCUGUUCAAAGACCACGAAUUGAGAGGCAACAGAAGAGGGCAGGGCCAGCUGAAAGAAGGGCAAUGCCUGCACAGCUGAAAAAGAUGGAAGAGUCUCAUCAAGAAGCCACAGAAAAAGAAGUAGAGAGGAUCUUAGGAAUCUUACUGUCCUUUUUUAGAGAUGAUCCUAAUGAUCCAAUAUCCUUCCUUGAGUUUGUGACUGAUCCAGACUCUUUUGCUCGUACAGUGGAAAAUAUGUUUCACGUAUCCUUCUUAAUAAGGGAUGGGCUUGCGAGAAUCAAGCUAGACCAGUACAAGCUUCCCAUAAUAGAACCUUUAAAUCCAGAGGAAGGUGAAAACAAUCAGGAUACUCAAGCACGGAAACAAGCAGUCAUAUCAAUGAGCUAUAAAGAAUGGCAGAAUAUUGUGAAGACUUUUGAAAUCUCUCAGCCUAUGAUUCCGCCAGCUACACAAGCAACAACGUAGGAUGGGAAUAAUUCUGAAAGGUGCCUUUGAGAUGCUAAUCCCAAUGCUAUUCAGAGGUUAUUUUUCAACUUUUUUCAGGUUACUGAAGAUGAAACAAAGUAUAUUUUCCCCUUGUACAGAUAUUCCAAAGUACCAUGAAGGCCAGUUUCCUAGGCAGUUUCCUUUUGAAAUUUUUGCCCAUGGAAACUAAUCCUUCUUGUUCAAGCAGCACUGUAUUUGGCUCGAACAAGUGACAUGUUUGUGUCCCCCUCUGAUGAUUUCUUUUAAUAAAAUAGGAUGUAUUAUUUUUAUACCUUGUUCUUGAUUCUGUUUUUGGCUUAUUUACAGCCUAAACUAU
Molecule: messenger RNA, 1492 nt
Organism: Eublepharis macularius
Lineage: Eukaryota; Metazoa; Chordata; Lepidosauria; Squamata; Eublepharidae
Gene: NSMCE4A
Product: NSE4 homolog A, SMC5-SMC6 complex component
Exons: 10
Coding region: 55-1155 (366 amino acids)
Biological process (GO): DNA repair
Cellular component (GO): nucleus; Smc5-Smc6 complex
Source: RefSeq, a predicted model, not a curated record